Messenger RNA from Neoarius graeffei (lesser salmon catfish), 6379 nucleotides. RefSeq names its product tigger transposable element-derived protein 1-like. Gene Ontology annotation, cellular component: nucleus. The transcript has 2 exons. The coding region runs from base 2719 to 3738 and encodes 339 amino acids. Gene Ontology annotation, molecular function: DNA binding. Lineage: Eukaryota; Metazoa; Chordata; Actinopteri; Siluriformes; Ariidae. The record is from RefSeq and is a predicted model, not a curated record.
UGAGGAAUCUCAUCGUAGAGGUUGCAGUGCCGAUUAACAGUGCUACCAAGAUAUACAAACUGAUCAACUACUCCAAGCCUCUUGCCAUAAACAUAGAUGUUUGGUUCUAUGUACUGCUUACCCUAUGCUGGUUGAUACAUCAUGACAGUGUUUUUAAGGCUAAUAGUCCAAGUGCAGUACAUGCAUCAGAAAAGGCAUCCAUGAUGUGCUGCAUAUUGGUUUCAGUAUGUGCAAGGAGAUCGCAGUCAUCUGCAUAGAGUAAAUCGCUAACCAAGGUUGUAAAAACUGUGGUUUUCGCAGCGAAGCAUCCAAUAUUGAAUACAUUGCCUGAAGUCCGAUAGCAGAUGUAAACACCGUGGUUGCACUCUUUAAACGCAAUGUUGAACACCAUAGCAAAGUAUACAGCAAAGAGUGUUGGAGUAGGAAUGUCUCCCUGUUUAACUCCAUUCUUAAUAGAUAUUGGCUCCGACAUUCUCCCACCAAUAUUCACCCACGCUUUCAUGUCAUAAUGAAAGGAUUGCAACAUAGCUAUAAACUUGUCAGGACAACCAAGUUUACACAAGAUCUUCCACAAAGCCAUCCUGUUCACCGUGUUGAAUGCCUUCAUCAAAUCAACAAAUACCUGAUAUAAAUCCAUCUGCUGCUCGACACAUUUUUCCUGCAGCUGUCUAGCUGAGAAAAUCGUAUCUGCAGUACCACGACCUGCACGAAAUCCAGACUGAGUCUCAGGAAGAACAUUUCCAGCUACGUGAGUAAGAAGGAGAUCUAAAAGCACCCCACAAAGAACUUUACCAACAGAAAGCAAGGAUGUCCCAUGGAAAUUCCCACAAUCAGCCUUGCUUCCUUUUUCCUUAUACAAAACUACCAUAACUGUGUCUCUCCAGUCAUCUGGGACUUUCUCUGCAGCACACAUUGUACGGAAUAGUGACUGGAGGCUGUGCACAACUUUCUCACCACCAGACUUCAGAAGCUCUGCAUUAAUGCCAUCCAUACCUGGUGAGCAACCAUUGUUGAGUUUCUGAAUGGCAGCCUCAACUUCGUCAAAAUUCGGGGGAUCUGCUAUGGUUGGUUUUUCAGAAAUUAGAUCAAGGUAAUCCUGAUUCACCACAGAGAGCAGAUUAAGGAGGAUCAUCAAAGUGCUCCCGCCACAGAUUCAAUAUACCAUUAGGGUCACACAGGAGAUUACCACCGUCCUUGCUCUUUACUGGUGUGACUGGUGAGGAGUUUGGCCCAUGAACUUCAUGCAAGAGAUUGUACAGCAACUUAGUGUUGUUCGCAUCUGCUUUCUCAUCCCACCAUGCAUCUCUCAUAUGAGAAAGCAUUUGCUUAGCUUGUGCUUUAGUUGUUUUGACUGCAGUCUGAAGUUUGGGUUUUUGCUGAGCAUCAACGGCGAGGUAGCAUGAGUCUUGCUGAGAAGAGGUUCACACUAUCACAUCAAAAUCACUAUCAUUUUGGUCGAACCAAUCUUGGUGUUUCCUUUCAACCAGGCCAAGAACCUGAUUGCCAACAUCAUGAACAACUUUCCUAAAUGUAGGCCAGUCAUCUCCAAGGUUCGCCUCGUUCAUUACCUUCGGAAACUCUUCUAAAACUACUGGAUCUUUCAACUUCAAGAUAUUAAGCUCUUUUGGCAAGGUGAUACCAGCCACUCUAGUCUCUCUCUUCAUAAUCAGCUUCAGUUUGGUGCGGACCAAACGGUGGUCCGUCCAACAUUCAGCACCCCGCAGUGCCCGUACAGAACAGACAUCCUGCACAUCACGCUUUCUCACAAGGACAUAAUCCAACAGAUGCCACUGUUUUGAACCAGGGUGCAUCCAUGUGGUCUUAUACUUAUUUUUCUGUUGGAACAUGGUGUUUUUCACAUAUAACUCAAGGUCUUCACACAUCUGCAAAAGAAGCAUUCCAUUGCUGUUGCCUUACCUAACCCAUGCCUCCCAAUUACAGUCCAGGUGUUGUAGUCCCUUCCUACACAAGCAUUAAAGUCACCGAGAACAAUGACCUUGUCUGCAUGUGGUAUACUCUGUACAACAUCCUUCAGGACUUGGUAAAAUGACAGCUUAUCUUUUUCCGAGGCGGUCAUAGUUGGUGCAUAGACACUCACAAGAGUAACAAUGACCUCUAACCAAAGGAACUCUCAAAGUCAUAAGUCGCUCACUAACUCCAAGAGGUAAUUCUUCCAAUUUCCCUACCAGAGCAGAACGAACAACAAACCCUACCCCACCUUCUCUCCUGUCUUCCUCCCCUUUACCUUUCCAGAAGAAGGUGUAACCUCCAGAUCGUUCAUCUAAUUGGCCAUUGUUUGCUAAUCUUGUCUCUGAAAGAUCAACUACCUCCAGGUUGUAGCGUUGCAGUUCUUUUGCAACGAGAGCUGUACAUCUUUCUGGACUUUCUGAGGACACAGUGUCAAGCAAUGUCCUAACAUUCCAGCAUGCAAUACUCAAAGGUUUUAUCACAGUAGCAGGAUGACAACCGGGCCCAGGCUGUGAUGCUCUAGAGCACCUGCUGGGCCAGACACUUUCACCUCAAGUUCCAGAGCCCUUAUUGCCAUGUCUCAAUAAUAUUGUUUGUCAUCAUAAGGUUGUUUUUGCCUUUUAUUAUGGCUACGGCCAACCCUUCGCAUUACAAUAAGACCUUAGAAUAACAAGCAAUACCUGUGCAUGAAACUUUAAGUGAGGAGAAACGUUGCAUGGCGUCAAUCCCACUCUCUGAACUACAAUAGCAAUGUUCCGAAAAGAAGGAAAAAAAAAUCAACAUCGGUUACUACGAAGCCGCAGGUUUUACUUCAGAGUUUUCUAUCUCCUAGAGAAGUAUCUUGAGGAAAAGAAGUUGCCCCUUAAGUGUCUGCUGGUUAUGGACAACGCUCCUGCCCAUCCUCCAAAUAUUGAAGAAGACCCUGAUAGUGAAUAUGACUUUAUCAAAAUCAAAUUUCUGCCUCCUAACACCACACCUCUCAUCCAGCCAAUGGACCAGCAAGUAAUUUCUAACUUCAAGAAGUUGUAUACCAAGGCUCUUUUCUCAAAGUGUUUCCAGGUCAUCAAUGAUACGGAUCUGACCCUGCGUGAUUUUUGGAAGGAUCACUUCAAUAUCCUCCACUGCGUAAAUCUCAUCGAUAAAGCCUGGAACAAUGUCUCUUACCGCAUGUUGCAGUCUGCCUGGAAGAAACUUUGGCCAGCUUCUGUGACAGAUAGAGAUUUUGAGGGCUUUGAGGAGGAGACAGCUGUAGUACUACACGACAUUGUAAGCAUUGGCAAAAGUUUGGAGUUGGAAGUCAAUGAGGAGGAUGUGGUGGAACUGCUGGAGGACCACAAGCAAGAACCCACCACAGAAGAACUUGUUGAUUUGCAACGUGAGCAGGUGAAAGUUAUGCAGGAGGAGCACUCAGGAGAGGAGGAGGAAGAGGUAGUAGAUGCUUCAAGUGCUGAGAUAAAAGCAAUUUGCAAUAAGUGGAGUGAAGUGCAGGCUUUUAUUGAAAAGCAUCACCCUGACAAAACUGUAGCCAGCAGAGCAGUGGACAUUUUAAAUGAUAAUGUAAUGGCCCAUUUUCGCAAAAUUACCCAGCAAAGAAAAAGGCAAGUUUCUCUGGAUCGUUUUCUUGUGCAAAACACCAGCCGCCGAACCACUUCCCAAGAGACAAAGAAGAGAAAAAAAAAACUCCAGAAGUACCCACAGAGUUGCCCGAUGUUGCCCGAUGUUAUUAUGGAACAGGACUCUCCCUCGAAGACCUCUCCUUCAAGGGAGUAGUCCUCCUCCUCCAUCCACGUGUGCCAGCAACCAUCAACCACAAAGCUCUGCCCUUUCUUGGAUUGCUGUCUCUCAUGAUGGGGACAUCAACACUGCAAUUUAAUAGUGUUCGUUUCCUGCAAGGAGUCUGAUAUUCCCGGUUGGCUGAUCCACACUGGACUGGAACACUAUGCUGUGUUGGUAACCAAGCUCCCCCAAGGAUUCAUCCUCCACAUCAGGGCUUAGGGAAGAACAGCACAGUCCAGUGCUGUUUGUUCAUUCUUGAGAACUUUCAAUGAUGAUAGUUAUUAGAAGUAAGCCAUCUUUUAAAAACUCCCAGAAGCCAGGAUAUACGAGUGGGUACAAUUUUUCUUUUGGGCUGCUUUUCCCUUAGUUUUGUUUGGUUUAGGGAGUCAUGAUUAUUUUUGUACUUUCCCACUCUGAAGCCUUUCUCCUGCACUGAAGAUAAGUGUCUGAACCACAAACUUUACGCUUUUGAUAUUCUGUCAAAAGUUUUAGGCUGUUUGGAUUUUGUAUUCAGUGAAACAGGCCUGUGUUUGUAUGGCACUCUUAUUUGUGGUCGAGAAUAUAACCUUAGUACUGGUCAACUGCUAGACAAAUGGACAAAAGCAAAAAUAUCUAUGGUUCUUCUUUCGUAGCUCUGGUAUUUACAGGCAUCCCCUCCCAAGUAAAAGAAAAGAAAGAGGAAAUAAGAGUAUUGGUUUCCUUUAUGUGAGCCUUUGGUGGGUCGCAACUACACCGCAAACUCUCUGCCAUACACCUGCUGGAACAAAACAUUUUAGCAUAUUCAGAGACAUCUGCACUGUUGGCAUAUAUGGUUCGCUGGUGGAGAGCAUGAUCCUGAUGAAGACUCAUUCAUCGAUAGCGGGUUCCAAACGUCUGAGACCAAUAGUGAAAAUGCUUCCAUUUUACAUUCUUUUCAAAUUUAUUGCAACAGUUUUCUUUACACAUUACAUUACUGACAGCAACUUGAGUGAAAAGUAGAAUCUUUGGAAUAUUUAAAUUAAUUUCAGAGUUUUAGUAUUAGUUAUGUCCAAGAUGAUUUCAGAAAACUUUUUUCUGAGCUCUAUAAGACUGGAAUUCAAUCUUUUAUCAGUGGCCCACUCCCAGCGAGAGGAAGUUUUGCUUUUUCUCAACUCUUCAGUCUUAACACCUGGCUUGGAAAAACUUGUUCUUCAUUUGGUAUGAAUUUCAUAGACAAUUUUAACCUUUUUUGGAAUCGCAAAGAAUUUUACAAGCCAAAUAGCACUGAACUCAGCUGGAUUGGAGCCAAAGUCUUAGCAGACCACUACAAACUUGCAAUCUUUUCUCAGCCAGCACCGAGGAAAACAGUUGAUAAGAUGUCGCAGACUGACAUAGUUACAAAGCCUAAACAAUCAUCUUUGCAAGUCGUCAUCAAGGACACACAAACAUCUGACUUGCAGGCCUCCCAACAUUCAAGGACAGACGACUCCACUUCUCCUCGGAUGGAUUUCCCAAAUAGCAUGAAAAAACUGCUCCCAAUGGCUACACUUUCCUUUUCCAGCCCAAAUCUGUCGCGACAAGCAGUGUAUCCAGUACAUCAAAAUUGUGUUCGUCCAGGACUUUCAGCUGGCUACAAAUCUUUUUCACCAUCCAAAAGAUACAUGUCAUCUCCAGUCCUUUCACCCUCAAACCAAAUGGAACAUUUAGAAAGCCUUGUUUGAUGUAGUCUGGGUCCCUGCAAAUGGAUGUAAUGUUGAAAAAAAGUUGGGACCCGAUGUUGACACUAUUCCUGUGUUGAUAAGAAACAGAAAACAUAGAGCACAUUUAACCCUGGGGGUGAACCAAUCUAAUCUCCUUCCUGUUUUAAAACAGCAUCAAAGUGCACAACCAAAUAUUGCUUCUAGAAUUUCUGUAAAGCUAGCUCUUCUGAACAUUAGAUCACUUUUAAACAAGUCAUUUUUAAUUAAUGAUCUUAUUUGUAAACACAAUCUUGAUUUUUUGCUUCUAACUGAAACUUGGCUGGAUCAAGCAAAUAGUGCUACCACCCUUAUCGAAGCAGCUCCCCCAAAUUUUAAUUUUUUGAAUGUUACCCGACAAGGGAAAGGUGGAGGGAUCGCAAAUAUAUUCAAAGUCUCUUUUCAAUGUAAACAAUCCUCACUUGGUGAUUUUACGUCCUUUGAACACUUAUGUGCACUUGUUACAUGCUCUCCUAACAUAUUAUUAUUAACUAUUUAUAGGCCUCUGAGACAUUCAGCCAAAGUCUUUCUUGAAGAGUUUGGUGAACUGUUAUCAGUCAUUUGCUUAGAGUUUGAUUGUCUUAUUAUAUCUGGGGAUUUUAACUUGCAUGUAGAUAAUACUGAUAAAAUUUAUGCCAAAGAACUAUUUGCAAUUAUUGAUAACUUUAACCUGGUACAACAUGUACAGGGACCGACCCACUCUCGUGGUCAUAUCACAAAGGGUCUUACUGUUUCUUAUACUGUUGUUGACCUGGCAUUAUCUGAUCAUUUCUGUGUUUUCUUUGAAGUUUCUAUGUCUCCUCACAUUCAGAAUAGCUCAACGACUAUAGGUAGGAGAGUCAUAAACGACAACACGUGUUCUUUUUGAGCAAGCUCUCUUACAGAACUCAACCAAAAUGUCAGACUCUGUAGAUGAUUUACUGGAAUUUUUUAAUUUAAAU